UUGAACGGAAGCAGCCCGCCAGCCCCCGUGAAAGCGCUGCACCGACGUCAAGGAUUAAUUGACCACUUGUUUUACGACUCAACUGCGUGCCGUCACCAUGGGUCGCGAGUCGCGGUACGCCCGCAAACAUUACAGGAAACGCUCGACGUCUCCCCGGCGCUCCGGUAGCCGCUCGAGGAGUCGCUCUCCGGACAAGCGUUCCAAGAAGGACGACCGGGACCGAAACCGGAGGGAGAGGUCGCGGAGCCGAGACAGACGCAGGACCCGCUCUCGCUCCCGUUCCCGAGACAGAAAGCGAGCCAGACGGUCCAGGAGCAGGGAAAGGAGGAGAUCCAGAAGCAGAGAACGCAAGAGGUCAGGCAGCAGGAGCCGAGCCAGGAGGUCGCGCUCUGCCAGCCCCAGCAAGAGCAGGAAAACCGAAGAAAAGGCAAAGAGCAAAGAGAAAGAAAAUCUUGAUGUUGUGACGGAAAAGAAGAAAAUUAAGGAGGAAAAGGAAGAGGAGAAAGUUGAGGAUCAGCAGGACUUUGACCAGAACAAGCUGGAGGAGGAGAUGAGGAAGCGGAAGGAGCGAGUGGAGAAGUGGCGCGAGGAGCAGCGCAAGAAGGCCAUCGAGAACAUCGGCGAGAUCAAGAAGGAGCUGGAGGAGAUGAAGCAGGGCAAGAAGUGGAGUCUCGAAGACGACGAGGAUGACGACGAGGACACCCUCGUCCCCGCCGAGGCGGAUGACGAAGACGACGAGGAUGCUGAAGGCAAAGGGGAAGCCAAGGAGGCCGAGCCCAAGGAGGAAAAGAUGGAUGAAGGCGAGAAGGAUCCGGAGGCUGCCGCCGCUGCCGAGAUGCAGGACGACGAGGACGACGUGGACCCGUUGGACGCCUACAUGGAGGAGGUCAAGCAGGAGGUGAAGAAGUUCAAUAUGGGAGGCGUCAAAGGAAGCGACAAGAAGGGAGCGAUGAUAACCAAAGUGGUGACGGUGGUCAAAACCAAAAAAGGGCCUCAGACUCACAAGAAAAAGGGCGAGCUGAUGGAGAACGACCAGGACGCCAUGGAGUACUCGUCGGAGGAGGAGGAAGUGGACUUGCAGACGGCGCUGACGGGCUUUCAGACCAAGCAGAGGAAGAUCCUGGAACCCGUUGACCACGGCAAGAUCCAAUACGAGCCCUACCGCAAGAACUUCUACGUGGAGGUGCCCGAUCUGGCCCGGAUGUCCAACGAGGACGUGAUCGCAUACCGGCUGGAACUGGAGGGAAUUACGGUAAAGGGGAAAGGCUGCCCCAAGCCCAUUAAGACCUGGGUGCAGUGCGGCGUGUCCAUGAAGAUCCUCAAUGCCCUCAAGAAGCAAGGCUACGAGAAGCCCACCCCCAUCCAGGCCCAGGCCAUCCCCGCCGUCAUGUCGGGCCGAGAUCUCAUUGGCAUCGCCAAGACGGGCAGCGGCAAAACCGUCGCCUUCCUCCUGCCCAUGUUCAGACACAUCAUGGACCAGAGGCCACUGGAGGAGUCCGAGGGGCCCAUCGCCGUGAUCAUGACGCCCACCAGAGAACUGGCCCUGCAGAUCACCAAGGAGUGCAAGAAGUUCUCCAAGUCGCUGGGCCUCAGGGUGGUGUGCGUCUACGGAGGCACCGGUAUCAGCGAGCAGAUUGCCGAACUGAAGCGAGGAGCCGAGAUCAUCGUGUGCACGCCGGGCAGAAUGAUUGACAUGUUGGGCGCCAACAGCGGUCGCGUCACCAACCUGCGCAGAGCGACGUACGUGGUGCUGGACGAGGCGGACAGGAUGUUCGACAUGGGUUUCGAGCCGCAGGUCAUGCGCAUCGUGGACAACGUUCGCCCGGACCGGCAGACGGUGAUGUUCUCCGCCACUUUCCCUCGAGCCAUGGAGGCCCUGGCUCGCAGGAUCCUAGCCAGGCCGCUGGAGAUCCUGGUGGGCGGACGCAGCGUGGUCUGCUCGGACGUGGAGCAGCACGUGCUGGUAAUUGAGGAGGACAAGAAGUUCCUGAAGCUGCUGGAGAUCCUCGGCCACUAUCAGGAGAAGGGCUCGGUCAUCAUCUUCGUGGACAAGCAGGAGCACGCCGACGCUCUCCUCAAAGACCUGAUGAAGGCUUCGUACCCCUGCAUGUCCCUGCACGGAGGCAUCGACCAGUACGAUCGCGACAGCAUCAUCAACGAUUUCAAGAACGGCGCCUGCCGCCUGAUGGUGGCCACCUCGGUGGCGGCGCGGGGCCUGGACGUCAAGCAACUCAUCCUGGUGGUCAACUACAACUGCCCCAACCACUACGAGGACUACGUGCACAGGGCCGGACGCACGGGCCGAGCAGGCAACAAGGGAUUCGCCUACACCUUCAUCACGGCGGAUCAGGUCCGAUACGCCGGCGACAUCAUCAAAGCCUUGGAGCUGUCCGGCUCCCCCGUCCCGGCUGAUUUGGAGCAGCUAUGGGUUUCCUUCAAAGACCAGCAGAAAGCGGAGGGCAAGAGCAUCAGGAGCAGCAGCGGCUUCUCGGGCAAAGGCUUCAAGUUUGACGAGACGGAGCACGCGCUGGCCAAUGAGAGGAAGAAGCUGCAGAAGGCGGCGCUGGGACUGCAAGAUUCCGACGACGAGGAUGGAGCUCUGGAUAUUGAGGAGCAAAUCGAGAGCAUGUUCAACUCCAAGAAGCGCGUCAAGGACUUGAUGGCACCCGGAGCGUCGGGCGGUUCGUCGGGCGGCUCGUCGGGCUCGUUGAGCGGCCUCUCGGGGCUGGGACCCACGUCUGCCGGAAACAUCCAGAAGCUGGAGAUGGCCAAGCGACUGGCGCUCAAGAUCAACGCCCAGAAGAACCUGGGAGCCGAAGCUCAGGAUGUAAUGCAGCAGGCCACCAACGCCAUCCUGCGCGGCGGCACCAUCAUGACGCCGUCGGUGUCAGCCAAGACCAUCGCCGAGCAGCUGGCCGAGAAGAUCAACGCCAAGCUCAACUACACGCCGGUGGAGAAGCUGGAGGAGGAGCGGCAGGCGGCCGAGCAGUCGGAGACGGUCAAGCGCUACGAGGAGGAGCUGGAGAUCAACGACUUCCCGCAGACGGCCAGGUGGAAGGUGACGUCCAAGGAAGCCCUGCAGAGGAUCGGCGAGUACUCUGAGGCCGCCAUCACCAUCAGAGGAACCUACUUCCCACCGGGCAAGGAGCCCAAGGAGGGAGAGCGCAAGAUCUACCUGGCCAUUGAAAGUGCAAAUGAGCUGGCUGUGACAAAAGCCAAAACAGAGAUCACGCGUCUUAUCAAGGAAGAACUCAUCAGAUUACAAAACUCCUACCAGCCAACUAGUAAAGGACGAUACAAAGUGUUGUAAAGAAAGGAGACUUGUCAUCAAAGAAUAUUUUUUUGUUUUUAAAAAAACGCUUCCUACAUUUUCACGGGUUUUCAAUGUUUUUGUUUUGUAUAAAUAUAUGUAGCUCCUAGCUGCAAAUCAACGUCAUCACUGAACCCUUGCGCAAUUUUUCCGAGUUUCAUCUUUGUAUAAAAAAAAAAAAAAGCAAUCCAUUUUUUUUUAAACCCCCUUAAAUAAAUCGUGUUGGUGAGGACCUCA
Syngnathus acus (greater pipefish) is the source of this 3547-nucleotide messenger RNA. RefSeq names its product DEAD (Asp-Glu-Ala-Asp) box polypeptide 46 (gene ddx46). Gene Ontology annotation, cellular component: nucleus. Lineage: Eukaryota; Metazoa; Chordata; Actinopteri; Syngnathiformes; Syngnathidae. Gene Ontology annotation, molecular function: nucleic acid binding; RNA helicase activity; ATP binding. The transcript has 23 exons. Bases 98 to 3310 code for a protein of 1070 amino acids. The record is from RefSeq and is a predicted model, not a curated record. Gene Ontology annotation, biological process: mRNA splicing, via spliceosome.